AGUGUCCGGAAGAGCAAGAAAAGUGGUAAUCAUGUCGGGAGAACAAUUGAUUCCCGAAAAUCUUUUAAAAGAUGCGAUAAAACCAAAGGACGGUGAUCAAUUAUUUAGCCAGGAUGAGGGAUUCACUGCGCUUAUGGGAGACGAUGAAGAUACGGUUGCUUUUGUAUUUCAACAUGUUAAUCCUGAAGAGGAUGGUACAUUGACGAGCGUAGCUAAGACGACUAGAGGCAUUCUAAGUUUUGGGGCAGUGGUACAAGGAGAAGUAGAGCACGAAGUUAGUACUACAGAGAAAAGCCCAGGUGUGAAACGGAAACCAUUCAGACAUUGGAAGCCUUCUCUCAUAGUGGAAAAAACUGAAGUAAUAUGUUUUGAAGGCGAUCAGGCUAUGUUGCAGGUUCAAGUUAAAGGAUAUCCAAAACCUGAUAUGAGAUGUAUCUUUAAAGAUAUUCCAAUUAAGCCAAGUUCUAAAUACAAAAUAUAUCAUGAAAAUGAAGAACAUAUUUUGCUUCUGGUUAUAAAAGAUACUAAUUUGGAGGAUGUAGGUAUCUAUACCAUAAUGGCAGAAAAUGAGAUUGGAUUUGCUUCAGUUGACAUAAAAUUAACUGUAAUACGACAGAGAUAUCCUGAAAUAAAAACAAAAGUUGAUGAUUUUUCUGUAUGUGUCGGUCAAGUUCUUAUUAUACCUAUUGAAGUAGAUGGGCUUCCAAAACCAGAAGUCAAGUUUUUGAAAGAAGGCAGAGAAAUUGUGCAAUCCGAUAAUGUAAAAAUUCUGGACAGUUAUCCGCUGUUUACUUUGGUUAUCAACAAAACCACCCUGCAGGACAGCGGUAUCUAUUCAGUUGCUGCAAUAAACAAUCUAUCUGAGGUAACUGAAUAUUGGGGACUUUAUGUAUAUACUAAGCCUAAUUUCAUACAAAAACUAGGUCCUCAUCUGAUAGUAUCCCAAAACGAAACUGUAACGUUAAAGACAAAAUUUUUAUCCGAACCAAGAGCUACAGUAAGGUGGCUUAAGGACGACCAAGAAAUAUUCAGUAGUCAAAGACUAAUUAUUGACGAUGACGAAGGCUUUUAUUUCCUAAAAAUUAAAGAUAUAGUUAUCCAGGAUGCAGCUGUUUAUAAGUUUACAGCCGAAAAUACCUACGGGUUCAUUGAAGACUCGGUGAGAAUUGAUGUUAAAAAAGCACCUACAAUUUUGGAAGCAUUUGAGGAUGCAGAAGUUCUGGAGCAAGACGUUUACCAUAUUAUACACACAGUUGAGUUUGGAAUCAAACUUGAAGUAUUUCCUAAACCUUCUGUAAAAUGGUUUUUAGAUGGUAUCGAGUUAUUAUACGAUCGUCAAGAAUUUACCAGAAUAGAAACACUGGAUACAGUAAAACUGAUAGUUAAUGAACCGACAACGCAUUUAUCUGGUGAAUAUCGUUGUAUUAUCAGUAAUGAAUGUGGAGAAGCAGAAGCCAAAGCAAAAUUAACUGUCAACUGUUCUCCAAGAAUUCUGGUCCAUCUUAACGAUCAAACUGUUGAAGAGCAUUCCAGUAUUUAUUUCGAAAUAGUAUCUAGAUGUUUUCCCGCGCCUAGAUUUAAAUGGUUCAGAAAUGGACAAGAAUUGGAUACAGACGACCGAAUUCAAAUGGGACUUGAGAUGCAUGGCAAAAAACAGUACAAAAUUAUUUGUUCCGUUAGUGAAAUUUCUUAUGCAGAAAGGGGAGAAUAUGAAGUAGAAGUAAUCAACUCAUUUGGAUCGAUUAGAAGUCGAUGUGCUGUAAACGUACUGACUAAACCAGUUAUACUUGAAGCCCAAAUGAAUGACAUGGUCAUAAGAGAAGAUUCGGAUAUUACUUACACAGUAAGGGCGUUUUCUAAUCCCCCUCCCGAAGUCUUUUGGACAUGGGAGGGUGAAUUAGUAAAUAUGGACGAUUUGAAAGACAAAAAUAAGUUGAUUACGUCCAAUAAUGGUAUGGAUUUUAGAAUGGGAAUUAGGAAAGCGAAAAUGGUGGAUGCGGGAACGUAUCAGUGCGUAGUGAGAAAUUCCGUUGGACAAACAAAACAUAGAGCCGCCUUAGCUAUUGUGAGAAAAAAACAUGACGAGUCAGAUGAUUCUUAAGAAUAUAUUUUGAUUUUGAUCCUACAGGGUGACAAUAUGUAAAGUCACAAUCGAGGAAUAUCUCUAAAAACUACUUUUAGGAAGAUUUGAUCUUAUUUAAUGAAACUUACCUUGCAUGGCAGAUAGUUUAUAAAGUUCGUUACUUUUUCUUUACAACCUUGUUGUAAAUUUUAUGAUUCAUUUUUUAAAAAUUGUAAUUUUGUCUCUCAGUUAGACAAUCUUAUUUUUUAUAAACUUCUCCAAAGAAAAACCAAUGUUCCCUUCUAAUCUUCGAUAUAUAUUUGAUAUAUUUCUGGUUGUCUAAGAGAUAUUUCCAAUUUAUAAUUUUCAAAUUUGUCAGCCUGUAAAUGCUUUUUUGUUAAAAGUCUAUCAAAUAUUCUUUUAACGGAGUAUUUUGAAAU
Sitophilus oryzae (rice weevil) is the source of this 2502-nucleotide messenger RNA. Its product is annotated as obscurin-like. The record is from RefSeq and is a predicted model, not a curated record. Bases 32 to 2101 code for a protein of 689 amino acids. Lineage: Eukaryota; Metazoa; Arthropoda; Insecta; Coleoptera; Curculionidae. The transcript is spliced from 9 exons.